GAGAGAUCCCUCCACUUGUGAUAGGCUGGCGGGAGGGGAAGGGGUCUCGGAGGGCCGCCCUCUCCUCCCUUGCCCUGGCGGGCUCGGUUGCGUGGCGGGACUCGGGUCCAGACUGAGGCGCCGUCGGGACGCGGCGCGGCGGCGGCGGCGGCGGGGGAAAAUGGCGCUGACUCAGGGGACCAAGCGGAAAGUCUGCUACUAUUACGACGGGGACAUUGGAAACUAUUAUUAUGGUCAAGGUCACCCCAUGAAGCCUCACAGAAUCAGGAUGACUCACAACCUUCUUCUCAACUAUGGUCUUUACAGGAAAAUGGAAAUCUAUCGACCUUACAAAGCAAGUGCUGAGGAGAUGACCAAAUACCACAGCGACGAUUACAUCAAAUUUCUGCGGUCCAUUCGCCCAGAUAACAUGUCUGAAUACAGCAAGCAGAUGCAGCGAUUCAAUGUUGGAGAAGAUUGCCCUGUGUUUGACGGACUGUUUGAGUUCUGCCAACUUUCUGCAGGAGGCUCCGUUGCAAGCGCCGUGAAACUAAACAAGCAGCAGACGGACAUCGCCGUGAACUGGGCUGGGGGCUUGCAUCACGCCAAGAAAUCAGAGGCGUCUGGCUUCUGUUACGUCAAUGACAUCGUCCUGGCUAUCUUGGAAUUGCUCAAGUACCACCAGAGAGUCUUGUAUGUUGACAUCGACAUCCACCAUGGCGAUGGUGUGGAGGAAGCGUUCUACACCACAGACCGUGUCAUGACAGCGUCCUUCCAUAAGUAUGGGGAAUAUUUCCCAGGAACUGGGGAUCUGCGGGAUAUUGGUGCGGGCAAAGGAAAAUAUUAUGCUGUCAACUACCCUCUCCGGGACGGGAUCGAUGACGAGUCUUACGAAGCCAUUUUCAAGCCGGUGAUGUCUAAAGUGAUGGAGACAUUCCAGCCAAGUGCCGUUGCACUGCAGUGUGGCUCAGAUUCCUUAUCGGGGGACAGAUUGGGUUGUUUUAAUCUGACCAUUAAAGGUCAUGCCAAGUGCGUGGAGUUUAUCAAAGGCUUUAAUUUGCCCAUGCUGAUGCUGGGAGGUGGUGGCUACACGAUCCGUAAUGUGGCCCGGUGUUGGACAUACGAGACGGCUGUGGCGUUGAACACAGAGAUUCCAAAUGAGCUUCCUUACAAUGAUUACUUCGAAUACUUUGGGCCGGAUUUCAAACUCCACAUCAGCCCUUCCAACAUGACCAACCAAAACACCAAUGAAUACCUGGAAAAGAUAAAGCAACGUCUCUUUGAGAACCUGAGGAUGCUCCCCCAUGCUCCUGGAGUGCAGAUGCAGCCAAUUCCAGAGGACGCCGUGCCGGAGGAGAGUGGCGACGAAGAAGAGGAAGAUCCUGACAAACGGAUUUCCAUUCGCUCUUCGGACAAGAGAAUCGCCUGCGAAGAGGAAUUCUCGGACUCGGAGGACGAAGGGGAAGGCGGACGCAAAAAUGUUGCCAAUUUCAAAAAGGCUAAACGGUCAAAAACGGAAGAACAGGAGAAGGAGGAGGAGAAGAAAGAAGUACACGAAGAGGAGAAGAGAAAAGAAGAACCAGCAGAGGCCAAAAGCAUAAAGGAAGAGGUGAAGCCCACCUAAGAAACGUUGGACGGCUGGGGAACGCCACACCUCCCUGGUUCUCCAGUUCAGCACUCUGGUUCCCUCCCUGUUCCAUGAGAUUUGUAUUUUAUAUGUUUCUGUUGGUUUUCUAUAAAUCUGGGGGUGGGGGGGACUUGAGACCUGGCUGCCCUUCCCUGGGAGAGCUGCCAGGAGGGAGGUCCUGAAUAGGCUUAUCCCAGAGAGCGCCCUUUACGAGAUUCCUGCUUCUCCCGUCCCUCUUGCUUUUGCAUAGGGGAGAUUUGCGUGUUUCCUUUUGGAAAGCAAACCCCAAACUUCCCUUCUGUUUUUAAAGCAGGGGCUCUCAACCUUGGCAACUUUAAGACGUGUGGACUU
This is a messenger RNA of Crotalus tigris (Tiger rattlesnake), 1957 nucleotides long. RefSeq names its product histone deacetylase 1 (gene HDAC1). Bases 161 to 1603 code for a protein of 480 amino acids. The transcript is spliced from 14 exons. The record is from RefSeq and is a predicted model, not a curated record. NCBI's taxonomy places the organism in Eukaryota, Metazoa, Chordata, Lepidosauria, Squamata, Viperidae. Gene Ontology annotation, molecular function: histone deacetylase activity.